This is a messenger RNA of Venustampulla echinocandica, 4725 nucleotides long. RefSeq lists its product as uncharacterized. Bases 1 to 4725 code for a protein of 1574 amino acids. The record is from RefSeq and is a predicted model, not a curated record. Lineage: Eukaryota; Fungi; Ascomycota; Leotiomycetes; Helotiales; Pleuroascaceae. The transcript is spliced from 3 exons. Gene Ontology annotation, biological process: early endosome to Golgi transport; intra-Golgi vesicle-mediated transport. Gene Ontology annotation, cellular component: TRAPPII protein complex.
AUGGAACAGCCAUCCUCAAGCUCCAAGGUUACAGUUGAGUACUUUGACCCGCAUGGAGUAUACCAGCUCCUCUCUCCAGGACUGCUGCCUCGGCUGCCUUUGCGAAAUCUACACUGGGAGUCUCAUGCCGGCCCAUUACGUUCCAUAUCCUCCCUCCACGUCGACCUCAUCCCCUCUGCCCAAGGAUCGCGUCCUCUGUCCUCGACGGGCACACCUGCUAGUAGCAACCUGAAUCUUUCGCGGGUGAAGAGCGAAGACUCGGCAGUAAGCAGUGAUGAUGGAUUUCGGCCACAGGCUUUAGGCCAGGCUGCGGUGGACAAACCGGAAGCUGGGGCAGAGCCAGGACCGAAGCCCAUUGUCAAAGAAAGGAGACACCAGAUACCAGGUCUACGGCAGACCCCAUAUCUCAAGGUCUUUUUCUUACGAUGCGAUGAUAAUGAAACGUACAAGACGCAAGCUCGGAGGCAGGUCCGAGAAUGGAUCAAAGAGCACACACCGCCGGCGCAAAGCACAUCGAAACAGAGCAAGCAGGAAAACCAUGAUGCUUAUGAAUGGGUUAUAGUGCAUGUUGUCGUACCCAAUACGUCUGCUGCAACGCAGCCAAGGACGAGUGGGAAGGGUUCGGAAGGGGGUUUAACUACUGAGAAAGCCACGGCACGUUGGAGAGGGGGCGGUUCAACCACCAUAUUGGAAAAGCUAGGGGCAGAUUUCAAUAGCUCAUCAAAGUCUGCGCCGGAUCGAGUCGCUCAAAUCCGUAUUGGCGUCAACGACGUACCCUAUGAGAUGCUCCCUCGUGUCGUUCCAGCAAUUCCAGGCUCAUAUACCGAAACACCACAAGAUAACGAGAAUUCUUGGCAGGAUCUCAUCUCAAAAUUAAAGUCUUUGAUUCUGGCAUCGUUUGAUAUGCGCGUCACUCAAUACGAGGAAGAUAUUCGCGAAAAAGAUGCCCAGAGGACGUUACCUGGAUGGAAUUUUUGUACUUUCUUCGUACUUAAGGAAGGUCUAGCAAGAGGAUUUGAAAGCGUGGGCCUUGUUGAAGAUGCUCUAGUUGGAUAUGAUGAACUUGCAGUUGGUCUUGAUACUAUUAUUAGGGAGCAAGCUACAACGGGCCCUGGCCCUCAGCAUGGUGGCUCUUUCUUGCCUUAUACGGAGGAUCUCAAAACUCAAGCGCAACGAGCAAAAGCUGCGAUACUCAAGGAUACGUGCCAGGAGGAAAUCUCCACUGAACCGGAUGAGCCUAUUGAUCUCCAAUCAAGCCCAGAAGCCACCGACCAGGAUGCGGACGAGAUACCUGUGAAUGCAUUGAAGAAGCGCUAUCGAGAGCUUAUUCUCUCAAAUAAUAUCUCGAUUUUUGACUUUCGUUGCUACAUUUUUGCUCGACAGCUAUCUCUAUUGCUCCGCCUUGCGAACGCAUGGUCAUCCCAGGAGGAAUUGCUUGCAAAGAUUAAGGAACAACGAGUGUCAAGUUUACAGGGAGUGGCUGCCCGAUUGCCUCCCUCUCAACCUUCAGAGGAGGGAGAGCAUCUUGCCGUGCUUGCUGAAAUAUGUAACAGAUCCAUGGAUUUUGUUGUAGCUAUUGCGCGUAUUCUACGUGAUGACAUCUGGGCAUCUCAAUCACAAACCAAACAAUCCGCUGGGGCGGAAGAUGAAAAGAUCAACUCUGAGGCGGAAUUGGACCCUAUAAUGGUACAAGUUGUGGAUAAUAUCGCUUCGUCUUUCACGUUUUCUGUGGCACAACAAAUCCUCGCACAAACAUCUACCAAAGCCCUGCCUAUUCCCCCAUCGACGCUAGCGCCUCCAGGUGCUAAGAUUGGCCUUGAUGGGCAAGAACCGAAAGCUUCCAUCCCUGAACCUAAGACUAUGAUGCAUCCCGCUCGUAGCAGCUCUCUUGCAAUCCGCUCACCUCCUCGAGAGCCUCCUAGUCCUGGAGUGUUCCCGAGGGGUCGAAGGUCCAGUGUACCUGAGCAGGGAGCAUCUUCGACUUUUAUCAAAGCUGGGCUUGAGGAGCUGGCAGCGCAUAGAGCAGAGCUCUACCUGCUCUCACGAACUGUGCUCGAACGGGAGGGGAAAGAGCGAGGGUGGAGCGCUGGCUGGGAUGAGAUACCGCAGAUCUGCCAUAAAGAAGAAGAAAUGGAAGAUGUUGACCUUUCAGAAGAACCCACUAGUGAAACUCAGAAACCGGAAACGUCUUCAACAGUCCAACCUACCUUGCACGGAAUUAAUAACAAGCUUCUAAGAACCGCCCUUGAUAAUGAAAACGACUUCUAUCGGCUCUACGAGACUAUGACGGACAAGGCACUCCGCCACUAUACUGUGGCAGGCCAUACCCAAUCCGUGUCGGCUUGCAUGGCUGAUCUGGCUGUUCAUAAAGAUAAUCUCAAGGAUUAUUCAGCUGCGGCGUCCUACUUCUAUCGCAUAACAGCAUCCUACGGCGACGACGGCUGGGCAGAGGCAGAGCUCCCAAUGCUAGUGAUGUAUGCCAGAUGCCUCAAGGAACUUCAACGUAAGGAGGAAUAUGUCCAUAUUGUGCUGAAGCUUUUAUCGAAGGCCGCUGCCAGUGAAAAAGACAGACAAAAGCGAAAAUCAAGUUUACGCCUUGGUGGCCAUGCCAAUUUUGGCAGUGAAGAACCUAUAUCAACCACCUCUUAUAUUCAUGAACUCCUGCAGAUCACAAAAUCUUUGGGUCAUGAAAUACAAGUACCUCUUGAGAACUUUUUCAGUCGGGUUGAGGUUGAUGGUACGCCUCGGUAUCACGCGGGAAAAGAUAGCUUUGCUAUUCAACUCCGGUUUCAGUAUCUGCUAUCAGAUGAUUUAGCGGUUGAAAAGGCUAAGGUCAGGAUAAACGCUCUUUCUGGAGAUACCAGUCGUGAAAUUUGGCUCGAAACAAGUGGCCCCUCCAUUUUCAAAAAGGGCGAUGGAACAUUGUUGGUACAGAGUAACGUCAUUGUGCCAGGGCCAUAUACGGUCAGUCAUGUGAGCCUCUAUACCAAUAAUAUUGCUCUCCAUUACGAGCAUGUGACCGCGCCCUUGACCCCCUUCAAGGGGGAGGUUUUCUUCAAGUGCCCAAAACUCCUCCUCUACCAUCGGCCAGAGGCCUUUGAUGUCAGACUGGUUGCCUCAAAGCAUAUGCAUCUGGAUCAUAACCGGUCGUUAGAACUCGAGCUCGCACCCGGUUGGAACGAAGUAACUAGUGGGGUGUUACAUAUUCGAGCCGCAACGGCAGGGCUCAGGCUUCAGACUGCUGAAGUCAAGGUUGUCGAUGGCUCCCUUGAGCUCUCUAAAAAGUCGGAAGCUGGUGUCAUUCGCUUUGGUCCCCUUGCAUCUGGCUCCACCACCAAAAUCCGGCUGCCGUUCAAUCUCGAACAUGAAGCAAAUGACAUUACGCUCAAGCUGGAAUUAUCUUAUACCACUGACAAAGGAACUUUUUCCUUCGCCACUACACCAUCGGUAUCUAUUAUACUUCCCCUGGGGGUCAAUGUUCAUGACGUUUUCAAACACAGAGCACUUUUCUCUAAAUUCACCAUAUCAUCCGCAACUUCCAGUCCGCUCCGAUUAUUAAGCACCACGUUGGAAGGGUCUGAAGUCUUUGAAGCCCAAUCUGGUGUUACACUCACUCGUCCACUGAUGAUUUUCCCACGACAGCCUGCGUCGAUGCUGUAUAAGAUCACCAAACGAACACCAACGACCCCUUUACCACGUUCUAGCUCGCAUAAGGACCAGAAGUCGACAUCACUAUCUCUCGUUCUUCACUAUAUUUGCCUUGAAGAGGAAAUUGACGAUGCGAUUACUAAAAGCCUUCAAGCGGCACACCAAGAUACCCCAUUGCAUCAAUAUUCUCGAUUAAUUAUACCGACCGUCAUUACCGAGCUUCGAUCCCGUCUAUCGCCGUACGACUUCGAGAAGAUUGCUAUUUUGAGCGAAUUGUCCACCUCGGUCCUGUCAAAUAUCAGAUGGCGAGACCGCUUCUUAGGCCUUGGCCACGAUGAAGACGAAGACCAGGACAUUGCUACGAUGUUAUCCGAGAGCCUUCAAACAUGGCAGCAAAACACUCCCAGUAUCUCGUUGAUGCCAAUAGGCAUCGGGAAAGACACCCUUGUAGACCACCGGUCUAUAAUCAUUCCGGUUGGCAUCCCCGCCGUCACAGUUGUUCACACUGCGGACCUGAAAUUGGCUGGAAUAACAACCGUAUGCUCUAACACUGUCAUCGCGGUAGCUAACCAGCCCAUCUCGGCGUCGCUAAAGAUCAAGUGGACAAGACAGUGGGAUGAGGAGCAUAAGCCGGACGACAUUCAAGCACAGGAUCUCGAAUUCUAUUACGAGGUGUCAGGGGCGUCCGAUACAUGGCUCAUCGGUGGAAAGCGAAAGGGCCAUUUCACAGUGCCCAAGGAAUCCGGAGGUGGAGAGAUUGCACAGAGACUUUCCUUCCCGGUAGUUCUCAUUCCAUUGCGCGAAGGCACCUUGCCGUUUCCGAAUGUGGAUAUCAAACCAGCACCCUUGGCCAGGGUCAACAAACCUGGUGAUAACAACGAGGAUAGCUCGCGUGGAAAUAUCACAUGUGAGACGGAUUAUAAGAAUGUUGGGGAGACUAUUAGAGUUAUAAAUGACGCGCGGAAGACCACGGUUAGUCUGGAUGCUAGUGGGCCCCAAGGGGGUGCUAUGCUGCUUGAGACUGAAGCGAGAGGGACGAUGAAGAGGGUCGGUGAUGGGUUGAUAACGGCGGAGUGA